Molecule: messenger RNA, 420 nt
Organism: Cavenderia fasciculata
Lineage: Eukaryota; Evosea; Eumycetozoa; Acytosteliales; Cavenderiaceae
Exons: 2
Coding region: 1-420 (139 amino acids)
Cellular component (GO): transport vesicle; BLOC-1 complex
Source: RefSeq, a predicted model, not a curated record
AUGAGUAAAAAAAUAACAUUUGGUACAAUUGAUCCUUUAAUUAAAGAGACAGAGAUCAAAUCAUUUAUAAGAGAGUUUGAGAGUAAGAGAGCAGAUAGAGACAUAUUUGCAUUACACCAACAGACACUAAAUGCCAAUACAACCGUGGCAAAUGCAAAACAAUCGACAGAUGCAUCACAACAACAUCUCGAAAAGAUAAACAAGAGAUUGAGAGAUCUAAACGAUAGAAUACAAAAUCAAAUAUUAAAAGAGGAUGUCUAUCAAUCACACCGAGAUAGUGAUACAUUGGUUAGAAUGGAAAAACAUGGUCAAGAAAAGACUGUCAUCGAUGAAUCCAUACAGAGCAGCAAACUUGCAAUCGAAUCAAACUUUCAAGAACAAUCACAUCAACUUUGUGAAAAGUAUCAAAUAAUAUUAUAA